AAGUCCCUGAACUCUCCCACAGGAUGCAGGAUUAUCUGCUUUAUCUGCUUUAUAGUCUGGUUGACAAUUUACCACUUGCCUUCACAUAUUUUUCUUACCAUCUUUCUGGUUUCACAUACUGAAGGAACCACCUCCCCCUUCUCAGAAAAACCAAACUCAUUUUUCUAUUGUACCCCCUAAAAAGUUACUUGAAGGAGUGGUACAAGGAUCCCUUAAAACCUUAUGUAGGCAGCCAUCAAAAGCAAAGUAGUGCCCCGAGGAAGGAAAAUAGUGACUCCCUAUGGACUCUGGGGCAGUAACUCAGCUCCAGAUGGACCUACCCCUCUUUCUCUCCUUUUUACCUUUUAAAUGUGUGGUUUGCUAAAAGCCUUUUGAUGAUGUAAAAAAAAAAUUUGGACUUGCAGGAAUAAAACAACCAACAGCACAGUGAAAUAGUAAGAGAGUCCUGACCUUCCAAAGAACACUCACAUUCGGUUGGAAGAGGGAGGAACGUAGGAAGUGUACGUGUUCAACAUGAGAAGAGUUUCCAGGAAAGUAUAAUUUUUUAAUUUUUUUUUUUUAACUGGCAAGUCAUAAUGAAAGUGCAACUGACUUCCAGAUGAGGGUGUGGUGCUUGAAGACAAAAUGCAAUGUGUCAGACCAAUUCAGACCACUCCACCGAAGCACAUCUCAAUUGCAGUACCUGCUACUCAUCUGCUGACAAAAUAAGCUUUGCCAUAGGCUGAGAUAUGAAUAACUCAACUGAUUACUGGACUGGGGAUGAGGAGGACGAUCUCAACCAUGUUAUAGAUUACACUUCAUAUGAACUUCUCUGUGAAAAAAGCGAUGUGAGAAAUUUCACCAAAUUAUUCCUUCCUGCGUUCUAUGCACUGGCCUUCACCGUGGGAGUCGCUGGAAAUUCAUUAGUGGUUGCAAUUUACGCCUACUGCAAGAAAUCGAAGACUAAGACAGAUGUGUACAUCAUGCACCUCGCCAUUGCCGAUUUGCUCCUGCUCUUCACCCUCCCUUUUUGGGCUGCGAAUGCAGUGCAGGGAUGGGAACUUGGAAACUCACUGUGCAAGCUCACUUCUUCUCUGUACACCAUGAAUUUCAGCUCCAGCAUGCUGUUCCUGGCCUGUAUCAGUGUUGAUAGAUAUAGGGCCACUUCUGAAUCCCGGGGCCGUAGAAGAAUUGGCAAACACUGCAGUGUUACCUGCAUCUGUGUCUGGCUGUCUGCCAUCUUCCUCAGUAUCCCUGAACUAGUAUUUAAUCAAGUCAAAAACCACAAUGACAGGAAUGAAUGCCUUCCUGUAUUUCCAAUGAACAUGGAAACACUCUUAAAAUCAACCAUUCAAAUCCUGGAAAUUAUCCUGGAAUUUCUGCUUCCUUUCCUAGUAAUGCUGAUCUGCUAUUCCGCCACUGCUUGGGCAAUCUUUAGAUCUGCAAAUGUUAAAAAGUCUAGACCUUUCAUGGUUCUGCUGGCAGUAGUGGCUACUUUCAUAAUCACUCAGCUACCUUACAACAUUGUGAAGUUCUGGCGAGCCAUAGAUAUCAUCUAUAUGUUGAUCACUGACUGCAACACAAGUAAAACCAUAGAUGUUGCACUCCAGGUCACCAAGAGCAUAGCUUUGUUUCACACCUGCCUGAACCCUAUUCUCUAUGCCUUUCUGGGUGCUUCUUUCAAAAUGCAUAUUAUGAAAAUUGCAAAAAAUUAUGGGUACUGGAGAAGACAACAGCAGAAUGGAAGACCUGAAGAAAUUUCUAUGAAUUAUGACGAUCAGACAGAAGAAACAAUUAGUUUCACUAUAUAGACUCUCCAUUACUUUCAUCAUCUUAUAUAACCAAGGGAAUUGUUCACUAAUUCUAGGGGGGUAUUGUUUCAGCAGCUGUUUCUCUGCAGGUCAACUUUCAGAUGAAUUUUUGAACCUGUACACUAGCCAAUACACUACAGAGCAGUUCGAAGUGGAACGUGUUUAUCAGAAUUAAACAUCAUGCAAGAACUAGACACUGAAAUUUUGAGAAACAAUAGAGAUAUUUACUAAACAACAAAACCUCAAACAAACCCCACUACAACACAACCCAAACACCUAAAAAAGCCAAGAUUGAAAUUUUAACGUCUACUAGGCAAUUAAAUAGCUGUGUAAUGAACAAUCUGUACAAGUCUAAACAUCUAAUUAAAACAGAGAAAGAAACCAUCAUCAAUAAAACAGCAGUACAGGAACUUUUGUACCAAAAGUUAAUACUCUUGUGUUUCUCCAACUAUUUUGUAAAACUUUAGAACAUCUGCCUAAUAACUGAGUUCCAUUUUUCAAAUCAGCUAUCAUUCCAUAUCAUUCCUUGCAGCUUGAAAUGAUAUGUAAGUUUGUGGCUGAGAGUUGAGAGGGACAGAGGGGGAGAAAAAGCCAUUCUCUAUGUGUUUCCACAUAUGUAUAGCAACAACAACAGCCUCCAGAAAAAGCAGCAAGUCCUUCUCCAUAACUACAGAAAAAUGACCUUUCACCUCUCCUUUUCUGCUUACCCUAAACUUCAACAAGGCCAGUGCUCUAUGGGAGGCAGGUUCUAGAUCUCUGUAAAUGUAAGAAAAAGUUAAGGUAAUCUCCAGAUACAGGGCUUGGAAUUUCUAUUCAGAAUUUUUAAAAUUCAUCAAGCACUGCAAUAACUGUAUCUGCUAAAAUAUACGGAGAUUCAAUAAAGUCA
Messenger RNA from Corapipo altera (White-ruffed manakin), 2676 nucleotides. RefSeq names its product atypical chemokine receptor 4 (gene ACKR4). Gene Ontology annotation, cellular component: membrane. Gene Ontology annotation, biological process: immune response; G protein-coupled receptor signaling pathway; chemotaxis. Lineage: Eukaryota; Metazoa; Chordata; Aves; Passeriformes; Pipridae. The transcript has 2 exons. Gene Ontology annotation, molecular function: chemokine receptor activity; scavenger receptor activity; chemokine binding. The record is from RefSeq and is a predicted model, not a curated record.